Molecule: messenger RNA, 1374 nt
Organism: Ostertagia ostertagi
Lineage: Eukaryota; Metazoa; Nematoda; Chromadorea; Rhabditida; Trichostrongylidae
Source: the annotation of a GenBank genome assembly
AUGGCCGGUAUGGACGUCAGCAAUAAUUACUGGGGUGGUGAUACAUGGACUUAUUUAUUACUAUCCAACAAUGCAGACCUGCCUGCAAUGGAACGGCAAAUUCCAGGCUACCUGCGCAAACUCAAUGACCCGAAUGCAUCAGCGGUAUGGAAACUGCGUUUUCUGCCACUGAAGGAUAUUUACUUAAAAUCCUCGCUUAUUGCUACCAGCCCGAUUACUUAUGUUUAUGUCUUUAUCCUGAUUGGACUGUUUAUACUCGCAUUGGCCUGUUUCAAUUAUAUCAAUCUUUCUACUGCCCGGGCUUCCACAAGGGCGAAGGAAGUGGGUGUCCGUAAAGUAAUGGGGUCAUCAGCCGGCAAACUGCGCUGGCAGUUCAUUCUGGAAACCGCAGUAUUUGUAACAGGUGCAGUUAUCAUCGCGCUGCUGCUGUUAAAACUGGGCCUGCCAGCUUUUAAUCAACUGGCUGCAGAAAAUCUUUCAUUGAAGUCUUUACUGAACCCGGGGAGUAUUGUAUCGAUAAUCGCCGGUCUUGUACUCAUCAGCAUUAUGUCGGGCAGUUAUCCUGCUUUUAUCCUGUCAUCUUUCCGGCCUUCAAAGGUAUUAAAAGGUGACAGCACGCCGGGACAGGGCAGGAACUAUUUAAGAAAAACCCUGGUGGUAGUACAGUUCACUGUAUCGACGGUCAUGAUUGCUGCCACUAUCAUUGUAUACCAGCAAUUGCAUUUUAUCAGGACCAGGGAUCUUGGUUACCAGCGUGAACAAAUAUUAACCGUUGACCUGCGGGAUGCGCCUGCCAACAGCAAGGAGCAGUUUACCAGGGAAGUCGGCAAACUUUCAUUGAUAAAAGCGGUAUCAAGGGCCUACAGUUUGCCGGGCAGUGGUAUACUGCAGGGCAUGAAACUGGUCAGUGAGUAUGUUCCCAAAGGCAGUAAGGACGCGGGUAUCCGCCGGCUUACGCUCGAUGAUGGCUACCUGAAAACGUUCGGUAUCGGGCUGGCAGAAGGCAGGAUGCUCAAUGCAGCCAACCCUUCAGAUAAGAGCGCAUUCAUGAUCAAUGAGGCUGCCAAAAAAUAUUUUCAGUGGAAGGAUAUCAAUGGUAAAAUGACAGGGUAUUAUACUUUCCAGUACAAACCCGAUGGCAGUUAUGAAGAAGUUCCGGUAAGGGGCCCGGUAGUGGGCGUUAUCAAAGAUUACAAUCAUGCUGAUUUGAGCUCCGUUGUUGAGCCCAUGAUUAUUUCCCUCAACGAAGGCUACGAAAGCCAGACAGCCAUCAGGAUUGUUCCCGGCAGCGCUGAAAAGGCCGUGCAAAAGAUGUACGCAGAAAAGAAAUUGGCAUCCGCAAAGUGCUGGGUGCCUCCGUCAGCUCUAUUGUAA